ACAAGCUAGCAUUUAUUUCCUACACCUAGCCUUAUACACAUCACUAACCCAUGCCUGCUACACAAAACAGAGUAGUUUAAGGAAAGAAGAGCAUCCGUACACCUUAUCUCCAUCCAUUUUCCAGGAAUGUGGUCCUGGCUUGUUAUUUACCUCUUUCUGCCCGUUGUGCAGUCAUGCACUAAAGGUAAACCGAAUGAAUGUGCAGAAGCAAGCUUCGCCCCCGGGUCCAACCUGGCCGGAGAAGGAUACGAUGUGACAAAGAUGCAGCGCAAAGGAGCCUUUGUCAUUAACACAGAAGUCUGGAGGCGAAAGGAUAAAUCAUGCACUCUUUGCAAGAACCCCUACAUGGAUGGAGCGAAUCAAAAGCUUCCUACAUCUGUAGUAGAUUGGAGAUCAAAUAAAAAGUGCAGCGUUCAAUUAUCGAGUUCCCUGUAUGAGUCCAGUGAAGAACUGGUCAGCUCCAGCGGCUCCUCCAUUGAGAACAACUGGGGUGCAAAUUUGGACAUAAAUGUUAAAGAAAAUAGAGGCUCAUUCAUUCUGGCUGGAACUAACUCAAAGCUCGCAGAGUACUCGAUGGAGAAGACCAAAAGAGACAAGUACAAUUUUGCCAGUCAAAGUAUUUCUUGUUCUUUUUACAGCUACAGGGUCUCCAGCAGGCCUGUUCUCCAUGCCGAGUUCAAACGCUCUGUGAAGGAACUUCCCAAGACAUACAAUCUUGAUUUCAAAAAGCGUUUUUACAAGUUCAUUAACACCUACGGAACCCAUUACAUCACCAAGGUAACUCUUGGUGGAACUGUUCACUCUGUGACCAGUAUCAGACAGUGCGAGGUCGCUCUGCAGGGCUUAAGUGCAGAUGAAGUGAAGACAUGCUUGGACGUGGAGGCCAGUGCCAGCAUUCUUGGCAAAGUAGAUAUGAAAGCAGAAAGUAAGCACUGUAACGAAGACAAGGAAAAAACUGAGAGCAAAAACAGCUUCUCCAGCCGCUUUAAUGACAGGCUGACCGAGGUGACUGGAGGUCACACUACAGAGCCUGAGCUCCUUUUCUCAGGAGGAAAAGACCCAUCAGCUUACAAAGAAUGGAUGGAGUCCCUACCACAAAACCCAGACAUGAUUUCUUACUCUCUGGAGUCCCUGCACGAGCUGAUUCCCACCAAAGACCCAGCACGUAAACACUUGCGCCAAGCCAUCCAUGACUACAUCCUGGAGAAGUCCCUCUGGAGAAACUGCACCGACUCUUGCAAAGAUGGCAUCAAAACCAACCAAAACAACCCGUGUGUCUGCACUUGUCACAACAAUCCUGGGAUCACACCAAACUGCUGCCCAACAAAGAGUGGACUUUCACGGGUAAAGGUCACAAUCGUGAGGGCUCAAAACCUAUGGGGUGACCAAACCACAGCGACAGAUGGGUACGUUAAAGUGUUCGACAAACAUAAUAUUCUGCGUGGAAGCACUGAUAUGAUCACAAAUAACAACUCACCCUACUGGGGGAGAACCUUUGAUUUGGGUGAUGUCGUCCUGGCGGAGAACGACAAGAUUAAACUGGAGGUGUGGGAUGAAGAUAGUAAAUGGGACGACGAUUUGCUGGGAACCUGUGAAGUACCCAUAAAUUCAGGUCACAAAGAGAAUUUCUGCAAUUUAAAUCAUGGUCUGCUGUUCUACAAAACAGAAGUGACAUGCGCUCCGAGUUUGUCAGGCCCCUACUGCACAAAAUAUGUUGGUUCCCCCAUGAACUUUCACCUGGAGAAGGUAUACGCAUCACGUAAUGCACGACCUGUGCCAGCAGACAUACUGAUGCGCAAGGGAGUUCUUCUGGACAGACUUUACGUAUAUCCAAAGACAAAUUACACUGCUGAAACUAUUCUGUAAUCACUUUCGGCUCUGAAUCUGUUUAUGCAACUAUUCGAAAUAUAACCUCAGCUGUUGUAUUAAUCACUAUCAGACAUAUUUAAUAUAAAUCUUUAAUAUUUCUCAACUUUAGAGACAAUGCGCAAUACAUAUUUAUUAUCUUUUAUUAUCUUUAUUGCAGGAUUUCUAUGCUUGCACUGGCAAUUUUCCAAAAACACAAAAUAUGCACUGUACUAUGUUAUGCUCCUUCAGUCUACACUUUGCAUUAUUCAAAACAAUUUUCAUUUAUUCACAAGUAGAGUCACUAGGACAGCAUUUUAUUGCAUGUGAAAAUAAUCUAAAACAAAAAAUGUAAUGUUUUGUUUUAAUAAACACUUUAAAUGGUC
Puntigrus tetrazona (Sumatra barb) is the source of this 2231-nucleotide messenger RNA. It is a transcript of the gene prf1.1, whose product is annotated as perforin 1.1. The record is from RefSeq and is a predicted model, not a curated record. Bases 127 to 1866 code for a protein of 579 amino acids. NCBI's taxonomy places the organism in Eukaryota, Metazoa, Chordata, Actinopteri, Cypriniformes, Cyprinidae. Gene Ontology annotation, biological process: immune response. The transcript is spliced from 5 exons. Gene Ontology annotation, cellular component: membrane attack complex.